AGCAAGAACGAGCGCUUCCCACGAUUCCACCUUUAAGACGCGUCUUCCUUUGGCAGCCGCGUGCCGUCAUUGUAGAAGCCAGUAUCUGUCUGACUGACAGUGUCGUAAAAUCAACGAAGAUAACCGGUAGUGGCUUGAUCCGCUCUUGUACGGAUUGUACUCUGUUCCCGCGGGACGCUGCAUCCUCUAACAGCAGAUGGUGUCAACGACGUGUCGAAAACUAUUAGGUUGAUGUUGUAAUUUGUCAAGAUAAGACAUGACGAACUGCCCUACUCCAAGAUUGACGUCUCGACCGCAAUGGCUCUGGAAACAUGUAGCUUUAUCGUGCGUUCUAGUUUCAAUAUUUCUACCUACUGUAGUGCCUAUAAAUGAAUAUUUCACUCAUCAUCAGGACGCACGGGUCCCUUGGGAAAUUUCAGACUCAUCGAUCAAAGGUAGUAACGAAGCAGAAACUCCGUUAUGCAUUGUCGACAGGGAUAAAUGGUUUGCACGGCCGCCUAGGAGACCCCUAGAAAAAGUGAAACUGCCAGUAUCAUAUGUAAUUAUUUGUCACACCGCGUCAAAUUUUUGCACCAAUUACGUAGAGUGUGCAAACGAAUUAAGAAUUAUGCAGGAUAAAAAAGAUUUAGUGGAUAUCGCCUACAAUUUCCUUGUCGGAGGCGACGGCCUCGCAUAUGUUGGCAGAAGCUGGAAUCAAACCGGUGCCCACUCUGAUCGCUAUAAGCGCAUAAGUAUCGGUAUUGCGUUCAUCGGUGAUUUCACUUCGUUUGUACCGCCGGAAACGCAAUUAAAUGCCGCGAAAGAGCUCAUAAAGUUCGGCGUCAGAGCCGGAAAAAUUGCGCCUGACUAUAAACUGUUAGGUCAUCGGCAAGCUGUGCCCUGGACUGACAGUCCUGGAGAUGCCUUAUAUAAUGAAAUUAUAAAGUGGCCUCAUUGGUCAUCCGAGCCCAGAUAAAGGUUCCUGCUAGCUCGAUUGCCAAAAGUCCGCGUUGACAAUAUACAAAUACCUGGCAAAAUUGUGAACUAAAAGGUGCGAAAAAUAACAUUAAAAAACUGAAUUAGUUUUGCGACCUACAGCGUAUUUUUCGUUUCAACGUAGUGUUUUUUUAUUUAAAAUAAUUGUCGUAGUGUUAAAAUAUACCGAAGACUACUAUUUUGUUAUAAUUUAAUAUGUAAAAGCAAAUAUUUUUAUUUCAAUUCGGCAGCUGCUAAACGGCUUGUUUUCAUCCUUGAUUAGGCAUUGAUUCAAUUCGACAUACGUGAAUUAUCCAAACAAAAAAGAAGUUUUUGAUAUAUCUUACAAGUCUAUUCUAUCGAUUACAAACGCUAUCUUAUUGAAAAACAUUUUUACUAAUGUACGUCGCAAGAAUUUUCAUAAUAUUUUUCUCGUUUUUGACGUUAUCAAUUCAAGAUGACUGCAGUAAGUGAAUAGGAGCCUUAACGUGUGAAUGAAAUACCAUGUCUAAAAUUAUUCACAUCCUAUUUCCUUUAAAUCUGCAGUUGUCAUCUGCCUAUGUCAGUUAGAUAUGAUUCCAACAUGUACAGAUAACAGUUAACUGAAAAUAUCGCGGGUCUAUUAUUCCCGUUUCGAGUAUAAAAAUCUUUUUACAUUCGAAUACAAUAAAAUGACAAAAAAAACAGUUUCUGCAGAUUUUGUGGUAGGUAUCAAUAAACUUAAUUAGAACAAGCAAAUUAGUGAAUAAAAGAAGAAAAUACUGCAUAUAAAAAAAUAUUGAGUGUUGAAGAUACAAAAGACAUUGCACUGGUCGAAUCUCAUAACAAAAUUGGUAAUUACGUAAUUAAUUAUGUAAUUAGCUCCGAUCUGUAUCAAUAUAACUACUAUCGAGAUGUAUAUUCCGAGAAACGAUUUUAUCUGUGCUCCAAUCGCUUUCGCAAUUAAAUUCUCAGAAGUCAUCACGAGAGGUAAAUCUCGAUUACACUUGUAUACUCACAUACAUAUGUAUAAUUUGUAAUAAAGUACAUAAAG
Molecule: messenger RNA, 1987 nt
Organism: Temnothorax curvispinosus
Lineage: Eukaryota; Metazoa; Arthropoda; Insecta; Hymenoptera; Formicidae
Product: peptidoglycan-recognition protein SD-like
Exons: 4
Coding region: 257-955 (232 amino acids)
Biological process (GO): peptidoglycan catabolic process
Molecular function (GO): zinc ion binding; N-acetylmuramoyl-L-alanine amidase activity
Source: RefSeq, a predicted model, not a curated record